Triplophysa dalaica is the source of this 1775-nucleotide messenger RNA. RefSeq names its product sterol carrier protein 2b (gene scp2b). The record is from RefSeq and is a predicted model, not a curated record. NCBI's taxonomy places the organism in Eukaryota, Metazoa, Chordata, Actinopteri, Cypriniformes, Nemacheilidae. Bases 117 to 545 code for a protein of 142 amino acids. Gene Ontology annotation, cellular component: cytosol. The transcript has 5 exons.
GCGACAGAACCCGGAAGUAAAGUUCAGAUACAAAUGUUACAUUUGCUGUUUGUUGGAAAGCCAGCGGCCCUUUGAUAAGUGUGCAGGAGUUUGUCUGCUGUCCGUAUACAAGAACCAUGAGAGUUACAAAAGUGACAAGCUCUGAGAGGAUCCGUGCAGCUUUGACCAGUGCUUCCUCGGGCCUAGAGGGCUUUAAAGCUCACGCUGUCUUCCAGGAGAUCAAUAAAAAGCUGCAAGAGGAUGGAGAGCAGUUUGUAAAGAAGAUCGGAGGUGUGUUUGCCUUCAAGGUGAAGAACGGUCCAGAUGAAAAAGAGGCCACCUGGAUCGUUGAUGUAAAGAACGGAAGGGGCUCGGUUCACAACGACACAGAAAAGAAAGCUGACUGCACUAUUGCCAUGUCUGACUCUGACCUGCUGGCGCUUAUGACUGGAAAGAUGAAUCCACAGACGGCGUUCUUUCAGGGCAAACUCAAGAUCACUGGAAACAUGGGCAUGGCCAUGAAACUUCAGAAUCUCCAGCUGCAGCCUGGCAAAGCAAAGCUGUGAGAGGCGGAGCAUCAUGUGGGUGGCGUCUAGAAGAGCUCCGCCCACAGUCUCAUUAGCGUAGCUGCACGAGCGUCACUUUCUGCGCUGUAGUGUUCAGCUCGUCUCUAACAAGUUAGAUGUGAAGCUUUCCCGAAAUCAACAACUGCUGUCAUUUACUCGCCCUCAUUAGUUUCAAGCGGGAUUUUAUUUUCUGUGUGAAUUUCCUGGUUACAAAAUUUCCUUUUUCCAUAUACAAAUCAGAAAAAAGACCAUCACAGCAAGUCAUGUUUCCAGUCUUCUAAAGCUUUACAAGAGCUUUGUCUGAGGAACCAAAAGAAUUAAACAUAUGUUUUUGAUUGUAGUUCUUCCCCUGUUAAUUUCUUCAUUUUUGCUUCUCAUUUAUUGACAGAUCAUAGACCAAUUUCACAACGUUUUUGUAAUAAUAACCUCAAUUGUACAUUUACAUGUAUGCAUUUGGCAGACGCUUUUAUCCAAAGCUACUUACAUUGCAUUAAACUAUACAUUUGUUUUUCUAAUUAUGUGCAAUACCUCGGGUCGAACCCAUGACCUUUUUUGUUGCUAGCACCAUGCUUACCACUGAGCUACAGGAAAGCUUAUUCCAUUAUUGUAUGCAAACAACUGAGCAUUUUUCAAAAUAAUAGUAAACUGCUGUGUGGCGAUGAUGUGAGGGCGAGUAAACAGUGAUAGGAAUAUCAUUUUUUGGGAAAGUCAGAAAACACUAUGAAAUAAUAUUCUUAAUAUGUUAUGUUUGAUAUUUUUUAGUUGGCCCCCAUAACCGUUAUCAUUGUAAACGCGUGUAAAACUACGUGUUAUAACUCAGCAGUACUGUAUUGGUCUGAAUGUUAAAGUGCCUAUGGGUUAUUUGGGGAAAAUUUCAACACACAACUCAAAAACAGAAGUGUCAACAACACUCGUACUACAGUAUUCAACACUUUAAUGCAUGGACCCUGACUUUAAAAUAUUCAACAGCAGUAAGAGAAAGUCUAUUUAGGAUUUUACAGGUGUGUUUACAAAACAGUUAAGAUUAACACCAUUUAUUAAUCAUUUAGCAGAUCAAUAGACAGAUACAUCUUUUAUUAAUAUCCUACAGGUUUGUUGCAGUGCGUUGUCAAAACAUUGAAUGCUUUCAUCUGUCUGUGUGUGUUCAUCUCUCAUGCACCUCGCUGGCUUCUGCCCACCAGAUUUUAAAAUGAUUUUGUACUAAAUAAACUUGAAUCUUUCGCAUUAAAA